CGACACCACUGUUAGCACCUUGCUUCGUGACCAUACUUUGGCUCGCGAUAAGCCAUGUUCGCCGCCGCCGCCCAACUCUCUCGCCCGCCCCCUUUGCUCUGUGAAGCAAACACAUUACCGCUACAGGAUGAUCUGGCCAAUCCGCGAUUUUACAGAGCAGGGCCGUGGCGAGGCUAGAGAAUCCAUGAUGCCAAGGUUCGACGGCUCUCCCAGAUCACCUACCGCUCCGGUUCUGAUUUCGACUGGGUAUAUAAACAGAGCCAUGGGAGCGUCUUCCCACUCUUCUCAUCUCCAUCAUCUUUCCCGUUGACCCAUUCUACUCGGACGCUCGAGCAGAAUUACAAACCAACAACGCCAUACAUAACCCAAACAGACGAGACCUAUGAUGGCUCGUCUCACCCUCCUGUACGUCUGCCUGGCCUGGGCCAUGGCUCUUCUUACCGGGCUCGUGGCCGGAGCGCCAACCAGCAUCUACAGCUACCGUGACACCGGGGCAAGCCUCAUCAACGCGACCCCCUACCGCUGGCGACGGGGGCACAUCGACGCGCUCCGGGUCGCGGAUUGGCAAGACUGGCCCGAGUACAUUGAGCCGGGCGAGUCGGUCUCUCUGCCCGUCACGGUCCACCGCCAGUUCUACAUGGACGCAGCGGCCGAGGUCCGCUACCACCUCGAGGGCGCGUCGGAGCCCAUGUCCCUACAGCUCGAGUACCGCGGGGGCUGGUCACCCCUCCUCUGGGUCCGGUUCAUGGGGGCCCUCCGCACGCUCAACAACGGCCCCGACGCCGAGGUGGAGGUCGGGUUCCGGCGGGCGCCCGGCGGCGUGGGCUUCGUGCUCGCGGGCACCGAGGGCCACUUUGUCGCCAACGACCCGGUCCCGAACUGGAUGCAUGCCACGCUCCCUGAGAUCGGGCACGUGCCCCUGAGGGAGCUGGCGAUGCCACGCUCCCACCACGCCGGCAUGUGGAAGGACACCGCGUCCAUCGGGUCCGGCAUCCGCGUCAACACGGUGACGCAGAAGGAAGACCUCGGGAGGCAGAUACGCGAGGGCGGAAUCCGCGUGCUCGACGUCCGCGCCACGAGGUGGCACGACCACUUCCGCGAGAGCCACGCCUCGGAGGUGAAAGGCACGUGGCAGGGCAUGUUCGGCGCCGGCCUCGAGGAGAUGAUCGACAUCGUCAACGACUUCAACCGCGACGCGCCCGGCGAGCUCUUCAUCCUGGACAUGCACCCGGACUCGCGCAGCGCGGACCGCGGAUGGGAACCCCUCAACGACUGGGAGAUGAACGCAUUGUACGAGCUGCUCCAGAAGCUCGAGCACCGCAUCGUCAUCCCGGACGGCGAGGACGUGACCAAGUGGCCGCUCGAGCGCUUCAUCGGCAAGGGCAAGCCGGCCGUCAUCGUGCGCGUCCACAGCGCGUGGCUCGACAACCACCCGGCCGUCAAGUUCCCUGGCGGGCGCGAGGGCUUCGCCACGGACCGCAACUUCCCCCUUCGCGGCCGCUGGUCCGAGAAGAACAACGUGCGCGACAUGAUGGAGGACGAGCUGGCGCACCUGGCCAGCCUGCGCUCCCGCCGCGACACGACCAUCUUCAACAUGGAGUGGAUCCUCACCCAGUCGACGGGGCAGGUCAUCGCCCCCGUCACCUCCAUCACGGACCUCAACGAGUCGGCGUGGACCACCCUCUACGACGUGCUCUGGGACUCGCUCACCGACCAGUCGUACCCCAACUGGAUCACCAUGGACUCGGUCAGCGGCGGCCAGCACAAGGCCAUGUGCAUGGCCAUCAACAUGUGCCUGGGGGCGCGCAAGUGCGGCACUCUGAGGGGCAAGGUGACGUUGCCGGGAAAGGGGGGCGGCGAGGCUGAGGGCCUGUGA
Molecule: messenger RNA, 1876 nt
Organism: Purpureocillium takamizusanense
Lineage: Eukaryota; Fungi; Ascomycota; Sordariomycetes; Hypocreales; Ophiocordycipitaceae
Exons: 1
Coding region: 383-1876 (497 amino acids)
Biological process (GO): lipid metabolic process
Molecular function (GO): phosphoric diester hydrolase activity
Source: RefSeq, a predicted model, not a curated record